Molecule: messenger RNA, 303 nt
Organism: Auxenochlorella protothecoides
Lineage: Eukaryota; Viridiplantae; Chlorophyta; Trebouxiophyceae; Chlorellales; Chlorellaceae
Exons: 1
Coding region: 1-303 (100 amino acids)
Source: RefSeq, a predicted model, not a curated record
AUGUGCAUGCACCAGAGAGGGCUCCGCCCAAUCCAGGAGGUGCGUCCUCCAGGCCCCCGCGCAUGCAGUCACGCACUCUCCACGCCCGCAAAGGCCGUCACAGCCUCGCAAGUCGUGGUGUCCCACACCGCCACCGUCCCCGCCGCCCCGCCCGCGGCCACCAGCAUCGGCGCGUCGGCGCAGAAGCCGGCGGAGAACACGGCCCCGACCUUGAGGUCCUGGGUGGCCAGCAGGGCCGGCUCGCCGCCGCCCCGGGUGUCCCACAGCUUGACCUGGUGCAGGGUUUUUGAUUGGCAGCGAUGA